CCACAAGACGCAAGCAGUUCUGUUUAUUAACCGCUAGAGCGUCAAAAGUUCCCUACCGCAGCUUUAAUGACAGAAUUUUCAUUUUGGAGGGAAUUAUCACCUUUAAUGGAUGUUUUAUUAAAAUGGUAAUAUGAAAUUAUGAAGAAACUUAAACUGCCAGUAUGUGGCAGUAAAUAUAAUAAGAAGGCUGUGUCUGAAAUCGCAUGCUUCACUACUAGACUAUACAGUAUGCAACACAAUAAAUUCACAGUACUCAUAAAAGAGUAGACAAAAGUACUCAGAUGUGACCUACUGCUUUGAUCCAUGUUUAUUGUUUUGAAAGUUAUGAAUAAAGGUGAAACGACUCCCCACCAGCACAAACAAUCUCUGUAAUAAGCUCUUUCUCAAUCAGAUUUGAUACUGUAAUGUUUUUACUGUAAACACAUGAUGCAAACACAGUUCUGGGUUGGUUAGCUGGUGUCAUGGUUGUAAGCUUGUCUAAUCACAGGAGAUGAUUCAGUCAGACACCAACACAAUUAGCUCUAAUCUGUUUUCUUGAAAGCUUGACCACACUCGCACCAUUAGCACACAGAGUCUAGUUCUAGAAUAAGACUGAACGUUCAGCUUCACAAACGGUUGGAAAUGGAGGCGAAGUGGAUGAUUAUAUUGUUCUGGACAUGCUGGAGUUUCUGUGCUGCUGUCAAUGAGUUUUACUCUUCCACAGGUUAGUGUGUUGUACUGCAAUAAGAUGAUAAAACAAGAACACUUUCCUAUUUAACCAUAUUUGUUUUUGUGGAAGUGCUACAAUACCUGUUUUGAAAUGAAAUGCUGUCUGCAGAUCAUAUGACGCUGCUUAUUGACAUCAAAACCCAGUUUGCCAAGAGUCUUGAUGAAUCUGUGGAAGCACUGGAGAGCCAAGCAGAUCUUCUGAGAGAGGCUCUGAAUGCACUUGAGGAUGACUUUGAUGACACUCCCAGAGAUCCGGAGAAAUUCAUCAGCAACCCUCUCGCAGCGUUUCAGCUCGUCCGAAAACUGAGUCAAGCCAGGGAACUUAUCGAAGGAAGACCUGCCAAAGACACGUUGGAAAGCCUGAGAUCUGCAGCUCAGACUCUCCCCAGAGCAGAAGAUGUAGACGGUGUGGUGACGGCUUUGGUUAGACUUCAAGAAAUGUACAGAUUAGAUCCGAGGAACAUCUCUUUAUUUUCUGAAAUGAACCACAACGUAACACUGGAUCCAGAUGAAACUUUCCAUAUCGCCAUGAUCUCCUCUCUCAAUCAGCGCUUGCAGUACGCCGUCCUCUGGAUGGAGGAAACCCUCAGGAAACUCAAUGAGGGGGAAGAAGCUGGCGUUACUAAAGAAGAGGUGAUUUAUCAGCUUGCAUCGCUGUCCCAUCAGCUGUCAAGUGGGCAAGAAGCCACUGAGAGAAACCUGCUUCGGCCUGAACUGUACUCGAGUAUUAAAGAGAGCAUUGAGACACACAUCGCUCAGCUGUCCACGGAUGAAUCGUAUGAGGCUCUGUGCACUGGAUCCAAGCUUAUGAUGACGCCACAAAGAGAGAGAAAGCUGGUGUGCAGGUACAGGACAGGAAGAGGAAACCCCCUGAGGAUGUUCAAAGAGGAAGUGGAGUGGGAUGAGCCUAUGAUCCUGCGAUACCAUGACUUUCUCUCUGAAGGAGAGAUCGACACCAUCAAAACACUGGCCAGGCCAAAGCUUUCCAGAGCUCAAGUCAUAGAUCCAGUGUCUGGAAGAACAGUUUCUGCUGCCUCUCGUGUGUCACAGAGCGCGUGGCUCUCUGAACAGGAAGAUCCCGUGAUCUCUCAGCUCAACCAGAGGAUCGCUGGUGUCUCUGGUCUGGAGCUGGACACCGCUGAGGAGCUCCAGAUCGCUAAUUAUGGAAUUGGAGGCCAGUAUGAGCCACAUUAUGACUCAAAGUUGAGAAAUGACUCAGACUUCCAGCUCAGAGGAGGCCGGAUUGCUACUGUCCUUAUCUAUAUGAGUGAUGUGGACAUCGGUGGAGCCACGGUGUUUCCUGACGUAGGCGCAGCACUUCAGCCGAAGAGAGGCACAGCUGUGUUGUGGUUUAACCUGCUGAGAAACGGACAGGAGGAUGCCAGAACUUUACAUGCAGCGUGUCCUGUGUUUGUAGGCAGUAAGUGGGUUGCCAACAAGUGGAUUCGUGCGCAUGGGCAAGAGUUCAGGAGAAGGUGCUCCACAGCCGAAUCUGAUUAGAAGAGCCAUCCAGCUCAGAGACAAUGACAUGCAUUCACAAUAACUCCAGUGUUUUGUUACUUCAGGUUAUUGUUAUCAUUUGUUUUGUGGUAUAUUUUAUCUGCUUUAUAGAGGCUUGUAACGUUAGUAUUAGUAGUAGUAUUUGAAUUAAAAUGUAUACAUUUUGUAACCAUGUGGGAAAAGUGCAUGAAAUAAAUGGCAAUAACUGUGUAAAAUAAA
Messenger RNA from Carassius auratus (goldfish), 2427 nucleotides. RefSeq names its product prolyl 4-hydroxylase subunit alpha-2. The record is from RefSeq and is a predicted model, not a curated record. Lineage: Eukaryota; Metazoa; Chordata; Actinopteri; Cypriniformes; Cyprinidae. The coding region runs from base 805 to 2208 and encodes 467 amino acids. Gene Ontology annotation, molecular function: protein binding; procollagen-proline 4-dioxygenase activity; iron ion binding. Gene Ontology annotation, cellular component: endoplasmic reticulum. Gene Ontology annotation, biological process: peptidyl-proline hydroxylation to 4-hydroxy-L-proline. The transcript has 13 exons.